Messenger RNA from Neogale vison (American mink), 1056 nucleotides. It is a transcript of the gene TMEM234, whose product is annotated as transmembrane protein 234. The transcript is spliced from 5 exons. NCBI's taxonomy places the organism in Eukaryota, Metazoa, Chordata, Mammalia, Carnivora, Mustelidae. Bases 12 to 434 code for a protein of 140 amino acids. The record is from RefSeq and is a predicted model, not a curated record.
CCGGCGUUGCCAUGGCGGCGUCUCUAGGACAGGUGCUGGCUCUGGUGCUGGUGGCCGCCUUGUGGGGUGGCACACAGCCGCUGCUGAAGCGGGCCUCCUCUCGCCUGCAGCAGGUUCGUGAGCGGACCUGGGCUCGGCAGUUGCUGCAGGAGAUGAAGACCCUCUUCUUGAAUACUGAGUACUUGAUGCCCUUUUUCCUCAACCAGUGUGGCUCCCUUCUCUACUACCUCACCUUGGCGUCAGCAGAUCUGACCCUAGCCGUGCCCAUCAGUAACUCUCUGGCCAUUGUCUUCACACUGAUUGUCGGGAAGUUCCUUGGAGAGGAUAUUGGUGGAAAAGGAGCAUUCACAGGCAUGGUGCUCACCGUGGUGGGGAUUGCACUCUGCGUCACGAGCUCCGUGAGCAAGACCCAGGAGCAGCUGUCUGCCCUUUGAGGGGACCCACACCACCCUCCAGCCCUGUUGUGUCCAGGAAGCCCCUGAUCUGGGAGGUACAGCCAGGGAAGCAGACGGACCCAGCACCUCCCGCUCUGAGCCUCAACGCCCUUACCUCUUACGGGGCUGGUAGCUACCUCGAGGUGGCUCUAGCAGGAGAACCGCAGUGAAAGAGCUGUUCGGCUGCUUGGAUUUGCCACCAGAGACCUCAUACCUCCCCAGCAACCCCUUUGCCGCAGCAGCUCUCCCGGUGCUGUCGUGUCAGGCCCCCAGCCCAGUCACUGUCACUACAGCCUGAUCCAGACUGUUCCAGCAGCAGGGUCCACGGACAGCGUGGAGACGGCCACCGGCUGAGAUGCAAACAGGAGGCAUCAGGGCUGUCAGCGGCCUUGGCUGGCCAAGGCGGGGACCCAAGGGGAAGAAGGGACAACAGAACGGCAGGUGUGGAGGACACGAGCAGCCUGUGGCCUGGCUUGGCCCACCUAGGAGGUGGGUGGGAGCCCUCAACCGCCUGCCCCCCUCAGACAGACAGCCUGAGGCCCCUGCCCCGCGUCACUUCUGCCAUGUGUCAUGGUGACUGGUGAGGGGUAGCCUCAAAUAAAUCUGCACGGAAUGGAUGGAG